GGGGGAAGAGGUUGUAAUUACAGCUAGGACCAGAGUUUCCUUUGCCUCCCCUAGGGGCCGCGGGAGUGAGGAUUACGGUCUGGCUCAUGUGGUCCCUCCUUCCUCCAUCUGCACUUCCUCCUUCUCCCUCCCCCCUCCCCGUCGCCCCCAAAUAAAUCCCGGCCCCUCCCUUCGCCCGUCCCCAGGAUCUGACGUGGGUUCGACACCUUUCUCAGCUUCUCCCUCCCGCAGCUCCUGUGCCCGAGCUUCGGCUCUCCAGGUUCCGCAACCCCCUCCCCUCCCCGCCAAGCCCCGCUAGAGCACAGUAGGGACCCUCCUGAUCCUCGACCCCACCCCAGACCCCCUGAAGCUGUCUUGCCUCUCCCCACUCCCCCAGCUUGGGAUCCAGCCAGCUGGGGGGACCCAGGCGCCCGAGCGAGAGGGUAACCCAAGCGACCCGGCCCCUUCGGCCUUCUUGGUCCCACCCCCUGCAGCCGGAGCCGCGCCCCCUCUCCCACAGACCCGAGAGCAGAAGACAGAGGAGAUUGGGCAAGGAGGGGUGGGAUCCAGGCGACCUCCAGCCCAAUUCUGCCCCUCCAUCCCAAGGGGCAGAGAAAUUGUCUUUCUUGCUCCAUGCUAGCAGGGAAAAAAAUAAAUAAGUAAAGGGAAAGAUAAAAGGAGACGGAGGAAAGGUGACAGAUUAUUUAGGAGAGACGCAGAGGAGAGAAAUCGGUGUGAGUCGCCAUGGGGACUCCCAGGGUCCAGCACCCGCCGCCUCCCCAGCUGCUGUUCCUAAUUCUGCUGAGCUGUCCCUGGAUUCAGGGUCUGCCCCUGAAGGAAGAAGAGGUACUGCCAGAGCCCGGAAGUGAGGCCCCCACAGUAGCCUCCGAGGCUUUGGCCGAGCUGCUCCAUGGGGCCCUGCUGAGGAGGGGUCCAGAGAUGGGCUACCUGCCGGGAUCUGAUCCAGACCCCACACUAGCCACCCCUCCAGCCGGCCAGACUCUUGCAGCGCCCUCCCUGCCACGGGCCACUGAGCCAGGGACAGGGCCUCUGACAACAGCCGUAACCCCUAAAGGGGGCAGGGGGGCAGGCCCCACCGCACCAGAGCUGCUGACCCCGCCCCCAGGAACUACGGCCCCGCCCCUUCCUGGCCCCGCCUCCCCAGGCCCACCCCUCGGGCCUGAGGGAGGAGAGGAGGAGACCACGACCACCAUCAUCACCACGACAACUGUUACCACCACGGUGACCAGCCCAGUUCUGUGUAAUAACAACAUCUCUGAGGGCGAAGGGCAUGUGGAGUCUCCAGAUUUGGGGAGUGCAGCCAGCCGCACCUUGGGGCUCCUGGACUGCACAUACAGCAUCCAUGUCUACCCUGGCUACGGCAUUGAGAUCCAGGUGCAGACGCUGAACCUGUCUCGGGAGGAGGAACUCCUGGUGCUGGCUGGUGGGGGGUCCCCAGGCCUGGCCCCCCGACUCCUGGCCAACUCCUCCAUGCUGGGAGAAGGACAGGUCCUUAGGAGUCCAACCAACCGACUGCUCCUGCACUUCCAGAGUCCACGGGUCCCAAGGGGCGGUGGCUUCAGGAUCCACUAUCAGGCCUAUCUCCUGAGCUGUGGCUUCCCUCCCCGGCCGACCCAUGGGGAUGUGAGCGUGACAGACCUGCACCCUGGGGGUACUGCCACCUUCCACUGUGAUUCGGGCUACCAGCUGCAGGGUGAGGAGACCCUUAUCUGCCUCAAUGGCACCCGGCCAGCCUGGAGUGGUGAACCCCCCAGCUGUAUGGCAUCCUGUGGUGGCACCAUCCACAAUGCUACACUGGGCCGCAUCGUGUCCCCUGAGCCUGGGGGAGCGGCAGGGCCCAACCUCACCUGCCGUUGGGUCAUUGAAGCAGCUGAGGGACGCCGGCUUCACCUGCACUUUGAGAGGGUCUCACUGGAUGAGGACAAUGACCGGCUAAUGGUGCGCUCAGGGGGCAGUCCCCUGUCCCCAGUCAUCUAUGACUCAGACAUGGAUGAUGUCCCAGAGCGGGGUCUCAUCAGUGAUGCCCAGUCCCUGUAUGUGGAGCUGCUCUCAGAGACACCUGCCAAUCCCCUGCUGCUAAGCCUCCGAUUUGAAGCCUUUGAAGAAGAUCGCUGUUUCGCCCCCUUCCUGGCACAUGGCAAUGUCACCACCACGGACCCUGAGUACCGCCCAGGGGCACUGGCCACCUUCUCGUGCCUCCCAGGAUAUGCCCUAGAGCCCCCGGGCCCCCCCAAUGCCAUCGAAUGUGUGGAUCCCACAGAGCCCCACUGGAACGACACAGAGCCAGCCUGCAAGGCCAUGUGUGGAGGGGAGCUGUCAGAGGCAGCUGGUGUGGUCCUCUCUCCUGACUGGCCCCAGAGCUAUAGCCCCGGCCAGGACUGCGUGUGGGGCCUACAUGUCCAAGAAGAGAAGCGCAUCUUGCUCCAAGUGGAGAUCCUGAAUGUGCGCGAAGGGGACAUGCUGACACUGUUCGACGGGGACGGUCCCAGCGCCCGAGUUCUGGCCCAGCUGCGGGGACCCCAACCGCGCCGCCGCCUCCUCUCCUCUGGGCCCGACCUCACGCUGCAGUUCCAGGCACCGCCAGGGCCCCCAAACCCGGGCCUGGGGCAGGGUUUCGUGUUGCACUUCAAAGAGGUCCCGAGGAACGACACGUGCCCCGAGCUGCCACCCCCGGAGUGGGGCUGGAGGACAGCCUCCCACGGGGACCUGAUCCGGGGCACCGUGCUUACUUACCAGUGCGAGCCUGGCUACGAGCUCCUCGGCUCCGACAUUCUCACCUGCCAGUGGGACCUGUCCUGGAGCGCAGCGCCGCCCGCCUGCCAAAAGAUCAUGACUUGUGCCGACCCUGGUGAGAUCACCAAUGGGCACCGUACCACCUCGGACGCUGGCUUCCCCGUUGGCUCCCACGUCCAGUACCGCUGUCUGCCCGGGUACAGCCUGGAGGGGGCGGCCGUACUCACCUGCUACAGCCGGGACACAGGCACACCCAAGUGGAGCGACCGGGUCCCCAAGUGUGCCUUGAAGUAUGAGCCGUGCCUGAACCCAGGGGUGCCAGAGAAUGGCUAUCAGACGUUGUAUAAACAUCACUACCAGGCGGGCGAGUCUCUGCGCUUCUUCUGCUACGAGGGCUUUGAGCUCAUCGGCGAGGUCACCAUCACCUGUGUGCCCGGCCACCCCUCCCAGUGGACCAGCCAGCCCCCACUCUGCAAAGUGGCCUAUGAGGAGCUCCUGGACAACCGAAAACUGGAAGUGACCCAGACCACAGAUCCGUCGCGUCAGCUGGAGGGCGGGAACCUGGCUUUGGCUAUCCUGCUGCCCCUAGGUUUGGUCAUUGUCCUUGGCAGCGGCGUCUACAUAUACUACACCAACCCCUCUAUCUCCUCCCUUUCCCAGGCUACAGGGAAAAUCCCUCUUCGGCUUCUCGGGCUCCCAUUCCUACAGCCCCAUCACUGUGGAGUCAGACUUCAGCAAUCCACUGUAUGAAGCUGGGGAUACACGGGAGUAUGAAGUUUCCAUCUGAACCCCAAGACUAAGGCCGCAGGACCCAGGACGCCCCUCCCCUCCCCCUCCUGGGCAGGGAGGAGUACAGGACCUUGCCUCUGGCUCCCUUUCUCCCUGAUGUGUAAAUAGUCUCCUGGUCCCACGAGGGGGCUUUGAUGGCCCUUGGGGACCCUACAGUAAAAUAAACCAGCAUCCUGCCGCCCAAGCCUCCUCUUCUCAGUUGCCAAACAAGGGGCCUGCCCCUCCCCUCUGGCCCUACUGGCUUUUGGACCCUGGGAGGGGAACUCGGCCCCCCGCAACUCCUGGGACCCCUCCAGCCCAGGGCAACCCCUCCCCCCCACCCCCCCCCCCCCCACCCCCUGCCAAAGGACUGCCUGAGAGCUCUGCAUUCCCUUGGCCAUGAAGCCUCUUCCCAGACGCUCUGGCCCCAGGCCUAACCCCUGGGCUCUGGAGAGUCACAGGAAGAGAGAUGUAGGGGGAAAACAGGGACAAGGCCCCUACCCACUUCAUGCCGUCUCCCAGCCCACAAUCUCCCCGCCUUUGCUUAUGGAUUUUUGUUUUUGAGCAAUAAACAGAAAACCACCA
Messenger RNA from Leopardus geoffroyi (Geoffroy's cat), 4086 nucleotides. It is a transcript of the gene SEZ6L2, whose product is annotated as seizure related 6 homolog like 2. The record is from RefSeq and is a predicted model, not a curated record. Gene Ontology annotation, biological process: synapse maturation. Gene Ontology annotation, cellular component: endoplasmic reticulum; neuronal cell body. NCBI's taxonomy places the organism in Eukaryota, Metazoa, Chordata, Mammalia, Carnivora, Felidae. The coding region runs from base 724 to 3483 and encodes 919 amino acids. The transcript has 18 exons.